CUCCGACCAUGGCCGACCGUCCCACUUAAGGCAUCGACAAUGGCGCGCAAAGCCGGAGACUCCACCCGACGUGGACCUGCGGGCGCCGCGGUGCGUAACGACCCUCCACGUUCUACCAUUACCGCCCAAAUCAUCGACGCUUCAAAGACCAAUGACCAGCAAGAACCCCAGAAUGCAGCGCUUUUCGGUCAGCUGCUGCAGGAGUUUUUGACGGACCCGUCCGUGGAAGAGCCGAAUGUCAUGCUCAACCUGCAGCUUCUGUCUGUUGUCGUCGAGGCUGGUUUCAAUGCUCUUCUCAAGGAAAACUUGUUUGGUCAGGACGCGCUGUUACCACAGGCCAGAGAUAGUCUUUCCGUCAUCCGAAUCACCGUUGAGCGCAACCCUCGCCUCCUCUUCUACCAAAAUACAGAAGAGGCCGAGGGCGACUCUAAGCCUCCUCUUGUGGCUUGGCUUCUCCCGAAGCUGUUUUCCCUUUUAGCUCGCCCUCUGCUGCAUCCCAUCUAUACCGACAUCACCGAGUUGUUUGCAGUGUUUAUCCGGUUGCUUUCUACCGGACGACGAACUUGGCAGAACGCUAAUGCUCUGAUUGAAAUAUACCAGGCAUGCAUAGAUUCUAUCCUCACUGACCUAGACUAUCUCACAAAGAAUCCAUUUCAGUCGGCUUCUGCACUAAAGAGUCUCUUGUUGCCGCCUUUAAGCAGUAUCAGGCAGCUACUACCCGAUAGUCAGCAGCUGGUUGUCCUCCCAGACAACUGCCAGGCAGAGAUCACUAAACCCGAUCAAAGUACCGAAAUUGCCUUGGCUCUUUUGGGCGCAAUCUGCAGCCAACAUGCUGUUGUAGGCACUACCUGCAUGGCCAGCGUCAUGCAAAUUUCGAUGUCCGAUUGGGCUGCAGAUCGAUAUAGUCGUCUAUUGCAAUAUGCCUUGCGACUCAUGCUUUUCAGCACAUCAUCACGGAGCCAGUGCCAAGACUUGAGCCUUCCGUUUCUGUAUGUUCUGAAGCACUUGGUAGAGAUUGCUAUAGACACCGAGUCCCAAAGCUUCACUACGCGCGCUCUCAGCUUGACCGUCGACAGCAUCGUCACCCUGCUCGAUUUGUUCUGUCGAGUGCUGCCAUCUUUCCCUGCCCAGCACGAACUUAGCAACGUUCUACUUCGUGUUUCAUGGCUGAAUCGGCAGGCUGCAACCGGAGACCAUGCCAGUGCCAACUGUAUGCCUUUAUUUAACCGUCUUUACGAAGACGAGCUUAUACCUGCGCUACAGAGUAUAGCACUAGAUAAAACACAGCUGGAGCUCUUUGGUAAAGAUCUGCAGCUUGCAAUACUUGUCUGUGCUGAGGACAAAACUGGAUGUGAUGAAGCGACCGACUUUCAAGUUACGACUCCUGUUCAAUCCGCUAAGGUUGGACAAUCCUUUAAGGACACUCAACUGGCUGAAGGUUUCUCCGAACUACUUAUCGAUGGCCCCGAAAAUGAGUUCCCUGACAAUGAGCGGCCGCGUAAACGUCAACGUAUCGACCAAAGCAUGGGGCCAUCAUUGACUGGACCGUAUUACAACAGACUUGCAGCUAAGGCCCCAGGGUACUUUCGAAAUAACGUUCUACCUGAAAAAGAAGAAAUUCAAAGAGAAGUAGCGAACAACUUCGCCAACCUUUCACAUGAGGCAAAGUCUGACGCAAUGCGAAACUUUGCCCGCCUUCCCUGUGCUGCAGUCGGAACUUUGACUGCCUCUGUCUUGAGCAAUGGUGAGCUUUCUGCGAUGUGUUGCUCGAUCUGUGAUGGAGAGCCCGACGAGCAUAGGAAUUCCAGUUAUUGGGACGAAGAACGGUUUGGAGAGACCUGGAAAGCUGCUGUGGAGACGAUUUCGAAGAUGGUUGAGGUUCUUGAGGAACAACGCUCAAAGGAAUGCCGGGUCCUCGCUGCAAUGGCGAUUCGCAACCUAGUAUGCCACCUUCGGGAUUCCGACACCCUCGAUCUCGAAAAUAAACAGUCUCCACUUGCUAUGUGGUGUCUGAAAUCUUUGAGAAGCUCCUUCAGGGAACUACGAAUUGCUGCUGGAUAUGCGCUUCCGAUGUUUUUGCGCAAAGACGUGCCUACGACUGGCAAGAAUCGGAGCUAUGUUCUAGGAUACCUCAAGAUUUUAUCUCGGGAACGUGAGCUAAGCCGGCAAGAAACUCUCAUCUUGGCGUUUGGCCAAAUAGCUCGCACAUGUGUUGAUGAGGAGCUGAACAUGGUUUUGCUUGAACUAGUCGAAUACCUAGGUCACCCCGAGCCCAUGAUAUGUGGAGUUGCUUUUAACGAACUCUGUUCUUUGACCAAAAUCCUCAAAUGCACGCCAAGGGAUCUUUUUAAGCCAUUUUGGCGCAGCAUUGGUAUUCGAGUUUUAGAAGAACUCUUCACUCGGCCGCAGAAAACACAGCAACUUGCAGAUUUCCUGGGAUUAAGCGUCAGUCAGUUCCUCUCGUGGACACAGGUUGAGACUGUGCCAUACCUUGUCUUGAUGAAGAAAAAGGAUGUGUUAAAGAAGAUCGCACUUGCUCGAGGGCCAAACUGUUCUGUCGAGACACUUUGCAUGGAUCCAAACAACCUUGCAGCGACUUUGGCUAUGUUGUUGCUGAAACUUCCGGAUGCGGAUAUCGCAAUGGUCUACCUUGUAGCGGCGGCUCCAGAGUUCGAAGCACACGAAUUUCAGAGUUUGGUUCGGACGGUGCCUGCGACAACUGCAGCUGAAAUUCUUAGGGCUGCCGCAGAAGCGGAGCCUGGCCCUAAGAAGCAAAAAAUCCAUCAAGAUUUCCAGACUCUCACUGUAUUAGUUGAAAGAAAGCCGGGACAGUCUCGGUCAACCACCAAGGACAACAAGAUGAUGGGCCAAUUCUUCGAUAACCAUAUCUUGGGGGUGAUGGCUGUCUUCUCGGGAAUUAUCGAUAACACAAAAGAGACUCAGCCCAUGUCCGAAAGACGCAUAAGCCUCGGGGCUAUUCAAGAGCUGAUUGAGCUUGCAAAGGAACAUGUCAGUUUUGGCUUGCCACAGAUCCGUGCCUGCUUGCAGUCGGCGUUUGAUGUCCCACAACUACGCAACAAAGCCUUCUCAGUUUGGUCCUCACUUCUAUCGGCCGUUACUGAAGAGGACAUCGAACCUCUUAUAGACCAGACUUUCUCCGUCAUCGCACAAAACUGGGACUCAUUCGAUCCUGAUGUCCAGACCGGGGCGCAUGAUUUGAUAGACGGCCUCGUUAAGAAACACAAUGCGGUGCUCCGAAACCGCAUCAACAUGCUACCCUCAUUGGCCUCGAUACCCAUGAUGAACAAGAUCGAUUCACAAAUCAAGCGCUUCAAACAGACGUCACCUGUCGGUCAAUACGCCGCAUUCAGCCAACGUUGCGCGAACGAAAAUGCUCCGGUUGUUACCCAAGCUUUAAAAGACCUGAUCAUAUACCUUGAGGAGAAUCAAUCAUUCGUCCACGAGAGUGUCGCUAGCCAGCAUCCCAGUCCACUCAUAGCUGAGCUUUGUCGAUCUGUCAUGGAUGCAUCCGCUCGCUUUACAGAAACACAUCCAGAAAUCAACAUUCUUUCUGCUAAGGCUCUUGGCCUUAUCGGUUGCUUGGAUCCGUCCAGGGCAGAGGCUGUCAGACCAAAACGAGAUGUCCUUAUGCUUUCAAACAUGGACAAGCUCCCGGAAGUUCUCGACUUCACAGUAUUCAUUCUUGAAACUGUACUUGUGAAGGUAUUUCAGUCUGCCUCCAAUGCCCACAAGCAGAACUUCCUUGCGUGCGCCAUUCAAGACCUCUUAAAGUGUUCUGGCUUCAGACAAGACGCGCAUUUGCUCAAUCCACGCUCCAGCCAAACAACCACACUAUAUGAACGCUGGGCAGAAAUCCCUGAAUCAGUCAGAAGCACACUCACGCCGCUUCUUACGUCAAAAUACAAGUGGAGAGUCAAUGAUGGCUACUUUGCUUCGGAUCAAAAGUAUCCCAUAUUUUCGCCGGAAAAAAGCCAUGGGCAUUGGCUGCGGACCUUUGUAUGUGACCUUUUGUUGCGCGGCAAAGGUGAAAAUGUUCAAUUGGUAUUUCCCGUAAUCGCAAGGGUUGUUAAGGGGAACGACCUGGCAAUUUCUGUUGCCAUGCUUCCUUUUGCUGUUGUCAACAUCAUCCUCGCGGGAACAGAAAAAGAAGUGAAAGAAGUGAGCAGAGAGCUGCUCGGCGUGCUUGAAUGUCAAAUUCAUGGAAUUGGCCCAGAAGUGGACAACGUUAAACGGUGUAGCGAGAACGUCUUCCAGGUCCUGGACUACAUGUCCAGAUGGCUGCAAGGAAAACGCCGAGAGCUCACUGACAUACGGACUCAAGCAGCACAACAAGGCAGAGAGCCGCCAGAGAAAGAUGUGCUGGUCUGCGUAUCCCAAAUCAGCAGUGUAGAGAGUGUAUUACAUUCGAUACCUGCUGAGAUCAUAUCCAAGCGUGCUGUAGAGUGUGGCUCUUAUGCCCGAGCACUUUUUCACUGGGAGCAGUAUAUACGGCAACGUAAAGAGACAGUGCAGAUUCCUAAGAACGACCCUGACCGGGAAAGCCUAUACCAGCAUCUCCAGUACAUAUACACCCAGAUUGAUGAGCCAGACAGCAUCGAAGGCAUCUCGGCACAUCUACAGAUCUUGGAUCCGAAACAGCAAGUUUUGGAACACCGCAAGGCUGGCAGAUGGAAUGCGGCUCAAAGCUGGUACGAGUUGUCGCUAGCAGACAAGCCGGAUGACGUGGAAGUUCAGUACGAGCUUGUCAACUGCUUGAGGGAAUCUGGACAGUAUGAUUCUCUUCUCGCCCGCGUCGAAAGCUUUUGCAAAACACCAGGUCCUUCUGUGCCAAAAAUUCUUUCGCUUGCUUCUGAAGCUUCAUGGAUGACUGGAAAAUGGCAAACUCUGCAACGACUCCUCACUGGGGUACCGGAAGAUUUGCAAGACUUCAACAUCGGCCUUGGCAAAGCUUUUCUCAAGCUGCACGACGACGAUAUGGAGAGCUUUUCGCGUAUUAUAAGCGGAAUGCGCGAGGGCAUUGCACGUGGUCUCUCAACCUCGACAACCGCAUCACUCCAAGCAUGCCAUGACCACAUGUUGAAACUGCACAUUCUUUAUGAACUCGAAGUUAUCACCGGUACAAAUGACGCUGCACAAACCAACCGAGAAGGCGUCCUUCAGACAUUGUCAAGGCGAUUAGACGUCCUUGGUGCAUACACCGCGGACAAGCAGUACCUUCUUGGUUUGAGGCGUGCAGCCAUGCAACUAUCCCAAAAGAGCUUCACAGGUCUUGAUCUCGCUUCAGCAUGGCUUACAAGUGCUAGAUUAGCACGCAAGUCGAACAAAACUAGCACAGCUUUUGAUGCAGUACUUCAUGCCACUCGCCUCGGAGAAGAUGAGGCGAAGAUAGAACAUUCUCGCCUCCUCUGGAAGUCCGGACAUCACCGUAAAGCGAUUCAGAAUCUCGAUGGUGCUAUAAACAUGAAUUUAUUCCGCUCACAUGAUACACCGGCAGCAUCUGAAAUGGAAAGCAUGAACAUUAACGAAGAACAACAGCGGCUUCACAAUAAGCUUACUGCAAGAGCUUGUCUUCUGAAGGCAAAAUGGCUUGAUGAGGCUGGCCAAACGUCGUCGAACGAGAUCAUCUAUCAGUACCAAGAUGCCAUCAAAAAAUUCCCGAGACAGGAGAAGGGACAUUAUCUUUUAGGGAAACACUACAACAAGAAUCUGGAGUAUGAAAAGAGUACUCCGAGAGAGAAAUGGAGCACUGCCGCCUGUGCUGGAGAGACUGCAAAGCUCGUCAUCGAAUGCUACUUGCGAGCUGCGCACUUUGGAACCAGACAUAUUUAUGAGACGAUACCGAAACUCCUUACGCUAUGGCUGGACCUUGGGAUAGAUGCAACUGAGAACCCACCGCCAAAGGUUUCGGAAAGGGAAGAACAACGGCUGCUGGCUCAGGGCCAUAUCCUAUUCCUGAAGCAAAGGGUACUCAAAACCACAAAUUUCCAGAUGCAAAAAUACGCCGUUGAAAGGAUACCAACGUACAUCCUUUACACCGCUUUACCCCAGAUGCUUACGCGUAUCUGUCACCCAAACUCGGUGGUUUAUGAAAUACUUAAGGCUAUUAUCGUAAGAGUAGCCGCCGCAUAUCCACAGCAAUCGCUCUGGUCCCUUUUAGCCGUCGUCAAGGCCAAAGCGGUUGAGCGUCAGACCAAAGGCUUGGAAGUGCUUAAAAUGUUGAAGGAUUACGGGAAAAAGAAUAAGAUUGAGUCUUCAUACAAUCUGAAUACCCUGAUAAACCAAGGCCAGCGGAUCUCGGAGGCCCUGCUAAACGCGUGUGAUCUCCCUGUGGAGACAAGGGUAAGCCGUGUCAGUCUAGGAAACGAUCUUCGCUUUAGCCACAAGCUUGCCCCUUGCCCUCUGGUCGUGCCGGUCGAAACGACAUUACACGCGAGCAUGCCUACAUUGCAGGAUCCCGGGACGUUGAAAAAUCACAAAGCUUUCUCUGGCAACAUCAUCACCAUAAACUCAUUCUCGGAUGUGGUUCUUGUAUUGAGCUCACUACAACGGCCACGGAAGCUGACUGUAAGAGGGUCGGAUGGGCGUAACUACGGUCUCCUGUGCAAACCUAAGGACGACCUCCGGAAAGACCAGCGGCUGAUGGAAUUCAACUCGAUGAUCAACCGCUCCUUGCUUCGGGACGUUGAAUCCAGCAAACGACGACUGAACAUCAAGACGUACGCAGUGACACCGCUCAACGAAGAGUGCGGCGCCAUCGAGUGGGUUGAGGGCCUAAAGCCGAUGCGCGACAUCAUCUUGAAGCUUUAUCGCGAGAAAGACGUCAAAAUCGACUACCACCAGACACGCAAUCUGCUUAAUGAAGCCUGUUCGGAUGCCCCGGGAAGCGUCAACAUUUUCACUGACAAGAUUCUCAAACACUUCCGGCCGGUGCUGUACGAAUGGUUCAUCGAGACCUUCCCAGAGCCCGAAGCAUGGUUCACGGCGCGCUUGAAAUACACGCGCUCCUGCGCCGUCAUGUCGAUCGUGGGACACGUCCUCGGUCUCGGCGACCGCCACGGCGAAAACGUGCUCCUAGUUGAAGACGAUGGCGGCGUCUUCCACGUCGACUUCAACUGCCUUUUCGACAAGGGUCUCACUUUUGAAAAGCCUGAGCUAGUACCUUUCCGCCUGACUCACAAUAUGGUGGAUGCAAUGGGACCGCAAGGCACGGAAGGCGCUUUCCGCACCGCGGCGGAAUUGACGCUCUCACAACUGCGCCAGAACAUCGACACGCUGAUGACGAUUCUGGAGACGUUCUUAUACGACCCCACGGCAGACUUUAUCGGCAAGAAAAAGCGACGCGGCGUCCCGUCCACGCCGGAGGAAGUACUUGACUCCGUCAGGAAGAAGGUCGGGGGUUUACUGGAAAAGGAAGUCCUGCCGUUGUCGGUCGAGGGCUACGUCGACUUUUUGGUGUCGCAGGCGACGGAUCCGCGGAGGCUCGCCCAGAUGUAUAUCGGGUGGUGCGCGUUCUUUUAGGCCGCGCGUGGUGUGGAGUGUGCAGGCAUCUUUUUCUUUCCUUUUGGUGCGGGGGUUUCUUUGCUAUUGGGGUUGGUUGGUUGCUGGGCUGGGUGGAUAGAGUUAUCGGGUUCAUAGUUUGCGAAUAUGCGGGUUUGGGGAAUGGAUUGUGCUC
Molecule: messenger RNA, 7693 nt
Organism: Aplosporella prunicola CBS 121167
Lineage: Eukaryota; Fungi; Ascomycota; Dothideomycetes; Botryosphaeriales; Aplosporellaceae
Exons: 13
Coding region: 40-7539 (2499 amino acids)
Biological process (GO): protein phosphorylation; telomere maintenance; DNA damage checkpoint signaling
Cellular component (GO): nucleus
Molecular function (GO): protein serine/threonine kinase activity; protein binding
Source: RefSeq, a predicted model, not a curated record